This is a messenger RNA of Bufo gargarizans (Asiatic toad), 1595 nucleotides long. RefSeq names its product polyadenylate-binding protein 2. Gene Ontology annotation, molecular function: RNA binding. The coding region runs from base 33 to 923 and encodes 296 amino acids. The transcript is spliced from 7 exons. The record is from RefSeq and is a predicted model, not a curated record. NCBI's taxonomy places the organism in Eukaryota, Metazoa, Chordata, Amphibia, Anura, Bufonidae.
CUCUAAGGCCGGGCGCUCAAUCUCUCCUUAAGAUGGCGGCGGUGUCCUCGGCGGCUGCAUUGCGUGGGACCGACUAUGAAAACGGGCUUCGUGGUGGGCCUGGCUCAGGUGGUGGCGGCGAAGAUGUUGGCGAUGACGAAACCAUGGGGCGAGGCGGGCUAGAUCUCGACCUGGAGUUGUUGGGCCCGGGCAGAAGAAUUCGACGGAUAGGGGGCAGAAUAGCGACAGGGAGGAGAUCCGGCGGACGGGGGAGCACGGAGAGCGGAGGCGCGGGCGUCCUGGAGGAGAUGGAGGAAGAGGAGAUGGAGGAGGAAGAGCCCGGAGAGCUCGGCCCGGACCCCGCCAUUGAGGACCCGGAGCUGGAGGCGAUCAAAGCCCGUGUCCGAGAAAUGGAAGAGGAGGCUGUCAAGCUAAAAGAGCUGCAGAAUGAGGUGGAGAAACAGAUGAACAUGAGCCCACCGCCUGGCAAUGCUGGUCCAGUUAUUAUGUCCUUAGAAGAGAAGAUGGAAGCUGACGCUCGAUCGAUUUACGUAGGGAAUGUUGAUUAUGGGGCAACAGCCGAGGAACUCGAAGCACACUUCCAUGGUUGUGGCUCUGUGAACAGGGUAACCAUUCUUUGUGACAAGUUCACUGGUCACCCUAAAGGGUUUGCCUACAUUGAAUUCUCCGAUAAAGAAUCAGUCCGGACAUCCAUGGCAUUAGACGAGUCCUUGUUCAGAGGUCGACAGAUAAAAGUGGUUCCAAAAAGGACUAACAGACCUGGUAUAAGCACAACAGACAGAGGCUAUCCACGGGCAAGAUUCAGGGCUAGAGCGGCGUCCUAUAGUUCUCGUUCCAGGUUCUACAGUGGCUACACAGCGAGGCCCAGAGGACGCGUGUACAGGGGACGAGCUCGAGUGACGUCAUGGUAUUCUCCUUACUAAAAAUAUAUCUUUAGGAAGACCUGAGAGGCAAAAAACACAAAAAAAAAAGAAAAAAAGAAGACUGGAAUGAUUUCUUAAGAGAAUUAAUAACAUGAGGUCCCCUGUGGACCAUCCUUUUCUCAUUUGCUCCCAUGCCCCAUGUAGAGGCUACAAACACAAAAGAUGGGUUUGGUAGGCCAGGUUCCUGAAGCUUGAUGUAUUUUAGAGAAUGUAGGUGAUCAGUCCUUAUUCUCAGUGUAUGACUUGUCCCUGGGUUACACGGGGGGUCUGAUUGUUCCAUGUUGGGGGAGUUAACGGGCUAUAACAAAUGCACAAGUGGAAUGGUUCCCAGUGUAAUGUUAGCUAUGGGGAGGGAGGGUGAUGUCUGCUUAAACAUCCUGCUGUUUUCUUUUUUUUUUUUUGCGUGUUUUUAUCUUUGCAGGUUUCUUUCUGUGGGAGAAGCUUGUUUCCCGGAGAGACUCAGCUGCCCCCUCACACCAGCCUUUUCUUUAGUUUUAUUCUAGCUCAGAUUCCUGCAAACUGUUGAAGAAACAAGCUGGGCGUCUUUUGUGUUUUAGAAUGGUCUUUCUCAUUUUAUUUUUUUUCUUAUUUUAUUUUUUGAGAUUUUUUUUUUUUUUAUAUCUAGUGGCAGGCAGGGAAAGGAGAAAAAUAAAAAAAAGAUGGUAAAAUGGA